AUGGGGCGGAGCCUAGCCUUUGCUGUUAAUGGAUGUGUGUUUCCUCGGCUCCGUGCACAAGCGAGCAAUAUUGGUUUAUUUAUAACAAAAAUACACCUUAAUUCAAGGAAAUAUUGUGACCCAGCCCGGUGUGAAUGAAGAUGGGUCGCAAAUCCAAAAAAGCCGGCCGGAUAAACCAAAAUUGGGUGGUGAUAUCGUAGAUCUCUUCUGAUAGGCCAGGGCCUAUUGGGAACUCCAUUCUUGGCUACACAGACUCCUUGGAGGAACUAUCACCCGAAAAGGAGGACAAUCCCCAACCUUCAAGGCCAAAAGCAACUGCAGGCCACACUGUGGCGGCAAUCAGAUCAGACUUCGCAUGCCUCACGGGUCGGCUACAGGCGGUGGAACAAACCACAAGCGACCACACACCACAACUCACGACCCUGGACAAGUCUUCCCAAGAGGUACAACAUACCCUCGAGACCCAGGAAAGGCGCAUAAUAUUCAUCCAAGAUAUCACGGUGGCGAAGGCCGCAUUGAGAACUCUGGGCCUGCCACGGGACUUGCCCCCCGGAGCCUUACCUGCAGUUCCCUCUCAUAAUUGGAACCCAGACAGAAUUAACCCGUUCACUCUGAGGCAUCCCACCGUUGAUCCAUACAUCGCAGCAAUGACCUGA
Molecule: messenger RNA, 656 nt
Organism: Pelobates cultripes (western spadefoot toad)
Lineage: Eukaryota; Metazoa; Chordata; Amphibia; Anura; Pelobatidae
Source: the annotation of a GenBank genome assembly